Messenger RNA from Aspergillus fijiensis CBS 313.89, 1512 nucleotides. Its product is annotated as putative histone acetyltransferase (MysT1). Gene Ontology annotation, biological process: regulation of DNA-templated transcription. Bases 354 to 1433 code for a protein of 359 amino acids. The transcript has a single exon. Lineage: Eukaryota; Fungi; Ascomycota; Eurotiomycetes; Eurotiales; Aspergillaceae. Gene Ontology annotation, molecular function: histone acetyltransferase activity. The record is from RefSeq and is a predicted model, not a curated record.
GGAUAGAGUCGGAAACAUCUCAGACGAAUAUUCUGAACAAAAGGCGAAAUAAAACGGACAGUCAAGACAGAAUACCCUACUACGUGUGUUGGUUCAAUAGAAAUUGAAUCCUAUUCAGGCUAAUCAAUCCAUACCUAGCGAUCCCGAUCAGGGAGUACAUUCGACAACACACCUCCUACACUCCAACACCCAUUCCAAUGGCCAACACACGGAAGCACGUUCACAUCACAUCCUCACCGGCAUAGAAGGAGUCUUCCUAAUUCUUUCCUCCAACAUCCCAAGCCCUCCGCUCCCUCCUCAAUCGCAAUUCUGAAGCCUAGUGCACCUCCUCGUGCUGGAUUUGCCUGUCUUCAAUGGCCGCCGACGAUCCCGCGACGCGUGCUGAGCCGUCCUCCACGACCGAACGUAAUGUGAAGCACGUCGUACUCGGUGAUCUCCUUUUCCAGACCUGGUACCAGUCCAUAUAUCCGGAGGACUUAGUCAGUAAGGAUACAGACAGGUUGUACGUCUGUCGCUGGUGCUUCCGUUACUCGUGCGACGAGCACGCCUACGCGAAACACACGCGCCUUUGCCCACAUCGGAAAUCACCGCCCGGGGUCAAGGUCUACGAGCAGGGAGACUACUCGGUCUGGGAGUUGGACGGCGAACAUCACAAGCUCUACGCGCAGAACCUCUCCCUUUUUGCGAAACUGUUUCUUGAUCACAAGUCGGUCUUCUUCGAUGUCGUGUCCUUCUUCUACUACCUCCUCGUUUUCACCGACCCCGCCGACCCCGAUUUCUACCACGUGCUGGGAUUCUUCUCGAAGGAAAAGCUCUCCUGGGAUGCCAACAAUCUCGCCUGUAUCCUGGUCUUCCCCCCGUACCAGCACAAGCAGCUUGGGAAAUUGUUGAUGGGGGUCAGUUAUAAGAUUAGUGCCUGGGAGCGCGACAGUGGGUUGAUCGGCGGGCCGGAGCGACCAUUGAGCGAAAUGGGUCGCAAGAGUUACGCGCGCUUCUGGGAGGAGCGUGUGGCCAGACACUUGCUCUUGCAUGGUUGGAAGGCCGAGGACGCAGAGGAAGCUGCUGUGCCACAGAAGUCGAAGUCCCCUAAGGGCCCGAAAAAGAGACCCGCCCAUGAGCUCAUGACAGUGCAGGACAUUGGUCUGGCAACGGGCAUGUUGACCGAGGACGUCAUCACAGCUCUCAGGGGCCUGGGAGUAGUUCAGCCGGCCACGCCGGCCAAGAAGCGGAAGUCAAAGGAUUCAUCUGGAGCGACUAGCGCUGGGGGUGACUCAAUUGUAACAAUACGAAAGACAACCGUCCUCGAAUGGGCCAAGUCUCAUCAUAUGGCCCUGUGGGACCCGGUUAAAGAUGAGGGGUUUCAUGGUAAAUGGGCUCCGACCGAUUCGGACGAAGAGAGCAAUGGGGACAGUAAUGAAAGCGGCGAUGGAUAGUCUCUCUUGCAGCUAUGCUCCUUUCUGUAUGCGCGUCUGUGGAACAGCGCCCUUUGUAUUACUACUAUCUACAUACGCU